GUCGCACUCCGCGAAGCCAACGCUCAAUACACGCAGUGCGACGUUGACUUCGAGAACAAACCCGACUGGUUCACCAAGGUCAACCCAGCAGGAAAGAUUCCCGCAAUAACCUACGGAGGCCCCGUCGUCCCACCCUCAGACCCCUCCCCCGAGUCGAUAAAGCUUGCUGAAUCCUUGGUUCUGCUCGAGUUCAUCGCGGAGCUGUACCCCGCCGCUGGGCUCAUGCCCUCUGACCCCGUGCAGAGUGCCCAAGUGCGCCUGUUCGUGAGCACGAUCGAUGGUGUCUUGUUCCCCGCGAUGCUCGCGUGGAUCCUCGGUACCGGAGCCGUGGAGGGCGUUGUGAGUGCGCUGAAGGCGGUGCAGGCCGUGUUGGAGGAGCACGGGCAGGGACCGUAUUUCUUGGGAGAGCGGUUCUCGAUCGCGGAUAUCGCGCUGGUGCCGUUUUAUAAGCGUUUGGUGCUCAUCACACAGAAGCGGAUCGGGGCGGACAAGCGCGGGGAGGAGCAUACGGGUGUGGUGAGGCGGGCGCUGGAGUCUUCAGAGUUAGCGCGGCUAAGGAACUAUGCGGAUAGAUUGAUGGAGAGGCCGAGUGUGGGGGAGAAGUUUGACGAGGUGAGCACGAACGACGAUGGUUCUGCACGCAUGUUUUGCUGA
Molecule: messenger RNA, 654 nt
Organism: Coniophora puteana RWD-64-598 SS2
Lineage: Eukaryota; Fungi; Basidiomycota; Agaricomycetes; Boletales; Coniophoraceae
Product: glutathione S-transferase C-terminal-like protein
Exons: 2
Cellular component (GO): cytoplasm
Source: RefSeq, a predicted model, not a curated record